AUGAAAGCCAGUUUUUGCCUCGGUUUGGCCACAUGUUCCUUCCUCCUGUUUCUUCUGUCAGGAGGCACAUGUUCAGAUGCAGAGCACAGGCUCUUCUCUGUGAUAUUCUCCAACUACAACCAGUACAUACGACCGGUGGAAAAUGUGUCCGACCCAGUCAUUGUUCAGUUCGAGGUGUCCAUGUCACAGUUGGUCAAAGUGGAUGAAGUCAAUCAGAUCAUGGAGACCAAUCUGUGGCUGAGACAUGUCUGGAACGAUUACAAACUGAGAUGGAACCCAAAAGAUUUUGGAGGCGUUGAGUUUAUCCGAGUGCCGUCCAACAGGAUAUGGAAGCCAGACAUUGUUCUGUACAACAAUGCAGUUGGAGAUUUCCAGGUUGAUGACAAAACAAAGGCCCUGCUUCGUUAUAAUGGUGACGUUACCUGGAUCCCUCCGGCCAUAUUCAAGAGCUCCUGCAAGAUUGACGUCACUUACUUCCCUUUCGACUACCAAAAUUGCACCAUGAAGUUCGGCUCCUGGACGUACGACAAGGCAAAGAUUGAUCUGGUGCUGAUUGGUUCCACAAUCAACCUGAAGGACUUCUGGGAGAGCGGCGAGUGGGUGAUAAUUGACGCCCCUGGUUACAAACACGACAUUAAGUACAACUGCUGCGAGGAAAUCUACACAGAUAUCACUUACUCUUUGUACAUCCGCCGUCUGCCUCUUUUCUACACUGUCAAUAUGAUCAUCCCCUGCCUGCUCAUCUCCUUCCUCACCGUGCUCGUCUUCUACCUGCCGUCUGAUUGUGGUGAGAAGGUCACUCUGUGUAUCUCUGUCCUGCUCUCUUUAACUGUCUUCCUGCUGGUUAUAACUGAGACAAUCCCCUCCACUUCACUAGUCAUUCCCCUGAUUGGUGAGUACCUCCUCUUCACCAUGAUCUUUGUCACCCUCUCUAUUGUCAUCACCGUUUUUGUGUUAAACGUCCACUACCGCACACCAAAGACACACACCAUGCCCUGCUGGGUGCGGAGUGUCUUCCUGGGACUGCUGCCCCGUGUGAUGUUCAUGACCAGGCCAGAGAGGGACCCUGAGAACGUGGCAGGUAAUGUGCACACGAUUCAUUCGAGACCCUGUGCCAUUCAUUCAUCAGGCACUUUUCAGAGGCAGCACAAACCUCAGGCCCUGGCCUCCAGCGUGGUAACCAGCCUGACGAAUCGCCAGCGUCUUUUCAACAACACUGAGCUCUCCAACCUCAAUAACUUGAGUGUAGACCCAGGCAAAGGAGGAGGUACUGGGCUCUUGUGCUGCGAAGGCCGCUGCAACUGCUGCUGGCACCAGAGGUCCAGCAAACUGCCUGCAGACUCUGGGGGAGGGAGUGGAGGACUGGGUUGCGUCGGGGCGCUGACUGGAGGCAGUGCUGCUGGGGUGGGAGGAGGGAGUCAGUGCUCCAGCUCCGAGUCUCUGGAUGGAGGAAUAAUGUCCCUGCUGCCGCUCUCUCCUGAGGUCAGGGAGGCUAUUGAGAGUGUCAAAUACAUAGCAGAGAACAUGAGACUACAGAAUGAAGCAAAAGAGGUUCAGGAUGACUGGAAGUACGUUGCCAUGGUAAUCGACAGGAUCUUCCUAUGGGUUUUUGUCCUCGUGUGUAUCCUGGGAACAGCUGGCCUCUUCCUCCAGCCUCUAUUACUCGGGGAAGACAUUUGA
Messenger RNA from Seriola dumerili (greater amberjack), 1680 nucleotides. RefSeq names its product neuronal acetylcholine receptor subunit alpha-3-like (gene chrna3). The record is from RefSeq and is a predicted model, not a curated record. The coding region runs from base 1 to 1680 and encodes 559 amino acids. The transcript is spliced from 6 exons. Gene Ontology annotation, biological process: signal transduction; regulation of membrane potential; nervous system process. Gene Ontology annotation, molecular function: acetylcholine-gated monoatomic cation-selective channel activity; transmembrane signaling receptor activity. Gene Ontology annotation, cellular component: synapse; neuron projection; postsynaptic membrane. NCBI's taxonomy places the organism in Eukaryota, Metazoa, Chordata, Actinopteri, Carangiformes, Carangidae.